Messenger RNA from Arctia plantaginis, 513 nucleotides. The record is from the annotation of a GenBank genome assembly. NCBI's taxonomy places the organism in Eukaryota, Metazoa, Arthropoda, Insecta, Lepidoptera, Erebidae.
AUGACUCUGGAAGAAACUAUGCUGAAUGAAGAACUUGGGAAUGUUGAUUUAUCUAAAAUAACAGCUCUCCAGCACAAACGAACGAUAGCUUUCGUAAACCAUUUUGUGUUGACCAAUGUACAGUUUAUGAACAAUUUCAUGAAGAAAUGUGAACAACAUCUGAUGAACUUUGAGAGGAAACUCGAAAAAGUCAAUGCUGCGAUGGUCUUAUUGGAAACCAGGUUAUCAUCCAUUCCAGAACUGAACACGCCUACUGCUACAACUCAACCAGAUUUGAUCGACUCAAAUCUGAAAACUGAAGAAACCCAAGACUCCUCUUCAAAGGAAGAACCACAGCAGAUUAAUGAUUCAUCCAAGGCAACAGAAACCGUUGUUGCAACUAAACAAGCCAGGCCCGAGUAUGACAGAUUUGUAAAAAUGGUGCAAGUAGGGGUACCAUUACCGGCUGUUAAGUUAAAAAUAUCUUUAGAAGGCCUAGAUCCUAAUGUUUUAGAUGAAAUAUUAGGCAAAUAA